This is a messenger RNA of Durotheca rogersii, 1998 nucleotides long. Its product is annotated as Formyltransferase. Lineage: Eukaryota; Fungi; Ascomycota; Sordariomycetes; Xylariales; Xylariaceae. Gene Ontology annotation, biological process: conversion of methionyl-tRNA to N-formyl-methionyl-tRNA; biosynthetic process. Gene Ontology annotation, molecular function: methionyl-tRNA formyltransferase activity. The record is from RefSeq and is a predicted model, not a curated record. Gene Ontology annotation, cellular component: mitochondrion. The transcript has 3 exons. Bases 236 to 1969 code for a protein of 577 amino acids.
GUUAGUUUAACUAACUAUCGCGUUUUAAAAGCCUAUUAUAUUUAGUAUAGCAUUCUCUUCUCCCUCCCUUUACACUUUUUACUCUCUAAUAAGCCUGCAGUAUUAGGUAAUUCACGAUCCUCCAAGAUAGCUUUGAGGGGUUGGGCUAUUAUAUCCUGGGGACCCGAACACGGCAAUGUAGGCCGAGGUCGCUUAACUCUAAACGUCGAUGUCGUUUCAUUGAUCUGCCUCUACGAUGGCUAUCCGACUUGGGGCUUGGCACAGAGUCCUGGCUCUGGUGCCACAACUAGCGGAUGCCCCUAUUUCACGACUUGCAUGUUCUCGUCGGCUUUACUACUAUCCGCGGCAAAAUCAUAGUGCUAUACCGACAACUCCCGUCGCCGUCACCACGUCACAGGAGUGCCUAGAAAAAUGGUUCGGAAAAAAGGCUGAAGAGGCCGGCCCGCCGGAGAUGGGGAAAGCCACCGGCGAGAAAGGAGAGGGGAAAAAGUCCGACCCCUUACGCAUCCUCUUCUGCGGAUCCGACCUGUUCAGCUGUGUGUCGCUUGAGGCGUUGUGCCGUGAGCGGCAGGGCAACCCAGGGCUCGUCCAGUCCGUUGACGUUGUGGUGCGACCCGGCAAGUUCACCGGCAGAGGAAAUAAAUCUGUUCAGCAUCCUCCGGUUAGAGAUGUAGCCCUGAAGCUUGGUCUGCCAAUCCACGAGAGGGAUACGUUCACGGGAUGGGAUAUGCCUCCGCACAUCAACCUUAUCGUCGCCGUCUCUUUCGGGCUGUUCGUUCCACCGCGGCUGCUCCGCAGUGCCAAGUACGGCGGCCUCAACGUACAUCCCUCGUCUCUGCCGGACCUACGAGGACCAGCCCCCCUACAACACGCGAUUCUGGCUGGCCGCCGUGCCAUUGGUAUCAGUCUGCAGACGCUUCACGACCUUUCUUUCGACAGCGGACAGGUUCUCGCGCGCGCGCCGCUGCCGGUUCCGAUCCUGAAGGAUGACUACUUCGCGGACGUACUUCAUCGGGCCGCGCCCCGGGCCGCCGAGCUUCUCCUUAGUGGCCUUCGUGCCUGCGUACACGUCCCGCCGCUGAUAGCAGCUGAAUCCGAUAUGGAUUCCGGAGGAGGGCCCAGGCUAGUAGACCCGGGGGCAGCCCUAGUCCACGCACCCAAGAUCACGAAGUAUCACCGCCAACUCUGCCCCGAGACCCUACCGGACCUAUGGCGACGCCAGCGCGCUAUAGGCCCGCUCUGGUUCUGGUCGCGGGACCGGAAGGGGACUCGAAGACGCAUACUAAUUGAGCAUAUGUCUGGACCGCCGUUGCCUUCAACGUCAUCUCAUCUCUCUCCCAGCCUACCGCCGCCAUCAACUGCCGCGUUCAGCAUAGAUACCGACUGCUUCGGUGAGUGCAGUGAUGGCGCCGACAGUGAGGGUCAGUCGAUACAGUUAGUGCGCGCAGUAGCAGCCGCCACUCAUGCAGAGAGAAUAACAUAUUACGGACGACGGUACGCGGCCGCGCAAGCGGUCGGGCCGAGCGUGCCGUACCUCCUGCCAUUCGAGCAUGACAGAGACGAUCCCAGUGGGCCUGACGCCGUUUCCGAUGACACUGCGACAGGUGACACCACUCCUGCUCCUUAUCCCCCCCAUCCUAAGUUUACUACUGCUGUUGUGGAUACCGCUACCAGCAACAACAGCAGCAAUGACCCCAACACCAAACAAGAGAUAAGUCGGCGGAUAACACAUCUCCUCCUGUGGAUACCGUACCGUGAUGCUGAUGCAUGCUACCUUGGGGACUGCCGCUUAACCGCUGUCAAGGUGGAGGGCGGCCAGGCGAGGCCGCCGUGGUUGGCUCUACAGGCCUUUCUUGUGCGGGCCGACGGCGGAGAAAAAGGUGGACGAAACAAUAGAAAAGAUGCGGGUAAUAAGAAAAAAAGGCAAGAAUUAGAAGCAAAAAUAGGUGAUGGUCAUAUAAGCAAGUAAAUAGAAUAUAUAUACUUGACAACCCUUCG